UCUCUCUCUCUCUCUCUCUCUCUCUCUGACAGAACUGAUUUGCUGAUAGGACUUCUGACCGCCUGAAAUCACGUUUCUCCAGAUUCAUUCUAAACCAUGGAUCCGGUCAACUGCACCUCAGUGGAGCUUUCUGAUGAUGCAGAUGCCCGGAUCAGUGGCAAUAAAAUUGCCCUCUGCUUUAUGCUCUCCGUCCUGGCUGUAGCCACCACAGUCAUCAAUUCCAUGGUGAUUACAGCCAUUCUGGUGACUCGCAAGCUGCAUCAACCCGCCAACUAUUUGAUCUGCUCUUUGGCCGUCACGGAUCUCCUGGUGGCCGCAUUGGUCAUGCCAGUAGGCAUCGUCUACAUAGCGGAAGAGACGUGGGUGCUAGGGCCGGCAAUGUGCCACUUGUGGCUGGGCGUAGACGUUACCUGCUGCACGUGCUCCAUCAUGCACUUGGCAGCCAUCGCCCACGAUCGCUACCGUGCCAUCACCGACGCCGUGGCAUACUCGCAAAAACGCACAUCUCAGAGAGCGGCCGUGACCAUCGUAGUUGUCUGGGUGCUUUCCAUCCUUGUCUCACUCCCCCCUCUGAUGUGGAGGAAGAUGCCUGAUGCAAGCGGGGAAGGCGGCUUCAUGGAGUGCAUGAUGGAGCACGACCAUGUAGCCUUUACUGUGUACUCGACCUUCGGCGCCUUUUACAUCCCGCUAGUGCUCAUCCUGGUGCUCUAUUACAAGAUCUACCGGGCGGCGCAGACGCUGCGCAACCGUCGAGGCAGCAGCCGGCUGGUGAAGCAGUCGGUCAACAGCGUCAUCCGGAGUUCGGACAAGGAAGCCCCACCCCUCAGUCCAGACACGCUCAGCCCCACCGAGAAGUCUUUCUCAGAGCCGUCGACAGAUGGCGAGCGCGUCAAGAUCACUCCCACCACAGGCAGGGUGUUCAAGAACCGACGGAAUCCCGCCGCCAGGGAGAAACGGGCGGCCCUCACUCUCGGCCUCAUUCUCGGGGCCUUUGUGAUCUGCUGGCUGCCUUUCUUUCUCAAAGAGGUCAUCGUAAACACAUGUCCUUCUUGCAGCACGUCGGCUCUGCUGGCUGACAUCCUCACCUGGCUGGGUUAUCUGAAUUCCCUCAUCAACCCGCUUAUUUACACCAUUUUCAACGAGGACUUCAAAAAAGCUUUUCAAAAACUCAUUCCUUUGUCUUGUACCCAGUACAGGUGAACUCAAGAGCCAUGCGAUUCUGGCUGUGGAGGGUCGAAAUCCUAGGUUUAUAUUAUAUUAAAGUCUUAUUUUUGAGACUGUUGAGAGUACAGAAUUGAAAUAUUGAGAUUUGUGGGUACUUCAUAGAAAAUAUAUACACAAUUAGUUGGACUGGAUUAUUUUUCUCAAUCCAAAAUGGCAUUAAUUUAUCCUGGAGCUGUGUUAGCCAAAUUUGAGUAAUAGGAAUUUGCAAUUGUCAUCUCAGGACUAAUGGUCAAGACUUAUGCCAAUUUUAAGAAUCACCUUUCUAUAAAGCUUGAACUUGGUCUCCAUGUCAGCAACAACGCCAUUCCCUCCCAAAGACAGGUUUAUGAAUCCGACAUGUUCAUGACUUGUUACAUUCCCUUUUCAUGCAAUUCAUUUUCCAAGGCAAUUUGGAUUCUGCCACCAGGAUUGAUCAUAUUGGUAACUAAUGUAAUAUGUGCAUGACUCUUCCAUUGAUCUAAAUAAUAAAAUUUUAAUUGUUUACCUUUCCCUUUAGAAUUUAUCCAAAAGAUUCAGAUGAUAUGGUCUGUGGCAGUGCAAUGAGUUUGUACACAAUAUAUUGCUUGUUCCUUUUCAGUUAUCAUGUAAACACCAGAGAACAGUUUUAUCUGCAGUUGCAUUCAGAAUCUUUUAUUUUGAAUUAGUUUUCCUUCCCAAUUUCAUCAGAGGAAAUUGCUCAAAAAGCAAUAUACUAGGACCUCGUGUGUAUCAGACCACACUUUCACUCCCUCAAAAUAAAUUGUAGGUGGUACCCACCUCAAGAGAAUUUUCGAGCACAACAGCACCAUCUACAGGAUAAACUGCAACACUUCCACAACAAGUAUGAAGAAUAAAACUUUUAUUUACACAAAUAAAUGACAAAUUAUUUAAAAAGACAAAGCAAAUCAGUCCUUAGACUCAGA
Silurus meridionalis is the source of this 2126-nucleotide messenger RNA. RefSeq names its product 5-hydroxytryptamine (serotonin) receptor 1Fb (gene htr1fb). The coding region runs from base 97 to 1200 and encodes 367 amino acids. Gene Ontology annotation, cellular component: plasma membrane. NCBI's taxonomy places the organism in Eukaryota, Metazoa, Chordata, Actinopteri, Siluriformes, Siluridae. The transcript has 2 exons. The record is from RefSeq and is a predicted model, not a curated record. Gene Ontology annotation, biological process: adenylate cyclase-activating adrenergic receptor signaling pathway. Gene Ontology annotation, molecular function: G protein-coupled serotonin receptor activity.